This is a messenger RNA of Drosophila kikkawai, 1799 nucleotides long. It is a transcript of the gene isoQC, whose product is annotated as iso Glutaminyl cyclase. The record is from RefSeq and is a predicted model, not a curated record. NCBI's taxonomy places the organism in Eukaryota, Metazoa, Arthropoda, Insecta, Diptera, Drosophilidae. Gene Ontology annotation, molecular function: zinc ion binding; glutaminyl-peptide cyclotransferase activity.
UGCCACCUGUUUGUGCCGGGCGUUGCCACCUGUUCAUUACUGUCCACAGCUGUUGCUGCUCUCAGUUUGUUUUUCUGUUCUUAUUGCUUGUGCCUCAAAUACUUUACCCGCAAGAAUUCGUGUGAAAUGAUACAUUACUAGCCGCGGCCAAAGAUUUCCCAACAUCGCAUGCUGCCGCUGUCCAGGGCGCUACCGUGCCGCAGGCGUUCCUCCUUGGAAUUCGGCGCACCUGACUCUUAAUUGAUUUGAACCACCUGUUGUUGUUGGUCGGGGCGCAGCAGCACUCCCACUCAUAAAGCCACAAAAUACUCACGCCACGUAGUCUUAGUCAGAAUGCUGCAACGCUUGCCAGCCAAAAUGUGGACGCUCUGCCUUCAGGCGGCUUUGAUGGCCACCUUGGCCCGGGGAUCGGUCUCCCUGCGCGAUAAUCUGGUCGGGCGAUCUCAGACUUCCUACAAUCCCAGCGAGCUGUCUGAAUCCAAGUUCCUGGAAUAUAGCAACCUCUCGGAUAAACUGCACUUGCGGGAGGCGCUGGGCAACAUCAUGAUACCGCGGGUUGUGGGAUCCGCAAACCACAGCAUAGUGCGGCAGUAUUUAGUCCAGAGUCUACGGGAUCUGAAGUGGGACGUGGAGGUGGAUAGCUUCCAUGACCAUGCGCCUAUAAUGGGAAAAUUACACUUCCACAACAUUAUCGCACGGUUAAACCCGAAAGCGGAACGAUUUCUGGUGCUCGCCUGUCACUACGACAGCAAGUAUAUGCCCGGAGUUGAGUUCCUAGGGGCUACCGACUCUGCGGUGCCCUGUGCCAUGCUCCUGAACCUGGCGUACGUGCUCCAGGACCAGCUGGACUCCCUUAAAGAGAGCAAGCUCAGCCUGAUGCUGUUGUUCUUCGAUGGCGAGGAGGCCUUCGAGGAAUGGGGACCCAAGGAUUCCAUUUAUGGCGCCCGACACCUGGCCAAGCGGUGGCAUCACGAAGGAAAACUGGACAGCAUAGAUAUGCUGGUCCUUUUGGAUCUCCUAGGAGCGCCCGAUCCCGCUUUCUAUAGCUUCUUCGAGAACACAGAGUCAUGGUAUAUGCGCCUGCAGUCCGUGGAGACGCGCCUGGCCAAGUUCGAGCUACUAGAGCGGUAUGCCAGCAGUGGGAUAGCGCAACGUGAUCCCACACGCUACUUCCAGUCCCAGGCCAUGCGCUCCUCCUUCAUCGAGGAUGACCACAUACCGUUCCUGCGCCGGAACGUGCCCGUUCUCCAUCUUAUUCCAGUGCCCUUUCCCAGUGUCUGGCAUACACCCGACGAUAACGAGAGCGUGAUUGAUUAUGCCGCAACGGACAACCUGGCGCUGAUUAUAAGGCUCUUCACUCUGGAGUAUCUCUUGGGCGCAAAGUAGAGUCCCCUCCGUGACACACAAAAAUGUUGUAUCUAAUUUACGGCCUUAUCGAAGAUGACCUGUCCGUUGAGACAUCGUUGAUAUCCGUUGUUGAAUGUAUACUUAUGUACCCACCGGUUGGAGGAGCCCCUUGUGGACCCAAUUAAUGUUACAAUUACUUAAGCAGAGCUGCAAUACUUACGCAUAAUCCAAAUAUUUUUAUACUUGUGUAUUUAUACUUAAUAGAAAAACCAAAAUUAAAAACAAAAGGCUUAGCUAAUGACACGUCAACUGUAUACAUACAUAUAUAUAUUUUUUUGUAAUCUUUCGGUUGUAAAUUACUUAGACUUAUGCGCAGUACAACAUAUACAAAUAGUAAAUAUACCUUAAAAAGAAUUUAUUUGUUAAAUUAAAUGCACUGGUGGCAAAAUUAA